GCCAGGGCCGCUUUCCCCAUCGUUAUAUGUGUCGUGAGUGGAACAUUUUAUGACGUCACACGCACGUCACUAUCGUCGGCUGUAGAGACGCUUCGGGCUGUGGUUAAUUGUGAAAAAUCAUUGAUGUAAUCCAUAAUAAUUUUUCUGGUAUUUCAGUCUUUGUUUUCGAAGCACUCAGCUUAUCCGUGUGGUGUAAAUACCGUCUCUCAGCAAAAUAAUUGUUAGUGCAACGGAAGAUGCCUUGGCUUCCAAAAUGGAAAAUGGUGCCCUCCUUGCCAGAAAAAUCUGGCGCCCCAUUUUGGAGGGCCUGGUGCGAUGAGCCGAGCACCUCUCGAGGGACAGCUGAUGCUGGUAAUGGCGAAGCUGGAGAUAUGGCAGAUGGUGUCCCAUCCCCAGGCCUCAGAGGUUCAGUAGAGAACUCGAAGAAGUCAAACGAUGAGAUUGGAUACGAGUCUCAGAAGAAGAAACAGCACGGCCGUGGAGCAUCGCACACACCUGCAGGAGCUCCAGAUGAAGCUGGUGACAGAGAAGACGUUCCUGGAUCGUCCAGCUACGAGCCACGCACCGAAUGUGCUGCUGCAGCACCUGGCCUGCAGCAGCACAGUCUCACGGAACAUUCUGCUGCAGCACCUGACCUGCUGCAGCACAGUCUCACGGAACAUUCUGCUGCAGCACCUGACCUGCAGCAGCACUGUCUCAUGGAACAUUCUGCUGCAGCACCUGACCUGCAGCAGUACAGUCCCACGGAACUUUCAUUCAUCAUUCAUCAUUCUGGCCGUGAAGAAGCAAAGGCAUCAUCGCGUAAAAAUAUCAGGAACCACAUGCCAUGA
Hyalella azteca is the source of this 830-nucleotide messenger RNA. RefSeq lists its product as uncharacterized. The record is from RefSeq and is a predicted model, not a curated record. NCBI's taxonomy places the organism in Eukaryota, Metazoa, Arthropoda, Malacostraca, Amphipoda, Hyalellidae. The transcript has 5 exons. Bases 237 to 830 code for a protein of 197 amino acids.